Eremothecium sinecaudum is the source of this 2733-nucleotide messenger RNA. It is a transcript of the gene APL5, whose product is annotated as Apl5p. The transcript has a single exon. Bases 1 to 2733 code for a protein of 910 amino acids. Gene Ontology annotation, cellular component: membrane coat; endosome membrane; AP-3 adaptor complex. The record is from RefSeq and is a predicted model, not a curated record. NCBI's taxonomy places the organism in Eukaryota, Fungi, Ascomycota, Saccharomycetes, Saccharomycetales, Saccharomycetaceae. Gene Ontology annotation, biological process: Golgi to vacuole transport; protein targeting to vacuole.
AUGUCGACAUUAUAUACCCCGACAGCUGAUGAGGUUAAGCAGAGGUUACGUCCUUUUGGUUUGUUCUUUGAAAAGUCGCUUAAGGACUUGAUCAAGGGUAUUAGAUCACAUACUGAUACACCGGAACAGUUGCAUGAAUUUUUGAUUAAUGUUUUAAGUGAGUGCAGAGAAGAAGUCAAGAGUUCGGACUUUAAUUCGAAGACCAAUGCGAUAUUGAAAUUGACCUAUUUAGAGAUGUAUGGCUUUGAUAUGGCUUGGGCAAACUUUCAUGUACUGGAAGUUAUGAGCAGCAAUAAAAUCCAACAGAAAAGGGUAGGUUAUUUGGCAGCUUCACAAAGCUUCCAUAAGGAUAGCGAUAUUCUAAUGUUGGCGACCAAUUUGUUGAAAAAGGACCUAAAGUAUAGUGCAAAGAAUGAUACUGUUAGGAUGGGGAUUGCUUUAAGUGGGUUAUCUACUAUUGUUACCCCAGAAUUGGCCCGAGACAUAUGUGAUGAUUUACUACUAAUGUUGAACAGCGCUAAACCAUAUAUUAGGAAGAAGGCUGUAACAGCGUUAUUUAAAGUGUUUUUACAGUAUCCCGAAGCCUUGAGGGACAAUUUUGAUAAAUUUGUGGGUAGACUCGAGGAUGAUGAUCUUUCUGUGGUAUCUGCUACUGUAAGUAUUAUAUGUGAGCUUUCGAAGCAUAAUCCACACCCCUUUAUUCAAUUAUCACCCUUACUCUACCAAAUGCUGAUCAAGGUUGAUAACAAUUGGGUUAUCAUUAGGCUUUUGAAGUUAUUUACAAAUCUAUCACAGGUGGAAACUAAACUAAGAAUAAAAUUACUGCCUAAUGUAUUGGAAUUGAUGGAUAGCACAUCUGCGAUAUCUGUGGUCUAUGAAUCAAUAAAUUGCAUAAUUAGGGGAAAUAUGCUUGAGCCAGAUGAUUACGACACUGCUGUAGCAUGUUUGGACAAACUGCAUGACUUCUGUAGUUCAACGGAUCCAAAUUUGCGUUAUAUUAGCUGUGUGUUAUUCUAUAAAAUAGGGAAGAUUAAUCCGGAUUUUAUUUCCAAUUUUGAUAAUUUAAUUCUGCGGCUUUUGAAGGAUGUUGAUGUAUCUAUUAGGAGCAAGGCCCUCGAGCUAUUAGAAGGAGUUAUCAACGAAGAUAAUAGUAUCGAUGCUGUUAAAAGUUUACUAAAGCAAUUGGUUGAUGUGGAUACAAUUAAUAUUGAUAAUCAGGAAUUUAGCAUCGAUAUACCUGACUCCUAUAAAUGUAAGAUGGUGCAUACAAUUUGCAAAAUAACUUCUAUGAACAAUUAUGUCAAUAUUGGAGAUUUUGAGUGGUACCUCGCCUUAUUGUCAGACCUCUGCGUUGUUUCGCAAGAUUUACCUGAUAAAAGUUUAGGCAAUAAGGUAGGAGAGCAGGUGCGGAAUGUCAUGAUUAAGGUACCUGAAUUAAGGGACAAAACUAUCGUCAUGAUUGCAAAGUUAAUAACAACUGACACAAUCAACAAACAACUACCAGGUGUUUUGAAGGAAUGCAUAUGGUGUUUAGGUGAAUAUUCUUAUUUGCUUGAAAACAAGGAGGAGAUUAUAAGCUUUUUUGUAAAGAAUGCCAAAAGCUAUGAACCGGAGGUACAACAAAUAAUGAUUCCUGCAAUGCUGAAAAUAUACAGCAACUGGUGUAAUGGAGCUGUGAGUAUACCAAUUGCGACAGUUAAACAGGUCACAUCUGAAAUGGUUGUGCUCAUGGAAUCUUUUGUGACAUCUAAGAAUUUUGAAGUGCAAGAAAGGGCCUCAGAAACCCUGGAAUUUUUAAGAUUAUGCUUGGAAUCAUUAUCUGAAGAUGAUAGUGAAGAACUGCCUCUUCUAAUAACCGAGGUGUUAGCAAGCUUUUUCAAUGGUUUUGAGUUACAGCCUAUAAUUGCCGGGACUCAAAGAAAGCUUCAGUAUAGCGCUAAAAUUGAUUUGGAUACUCCAUUUUUAACUGAAAAGGAACUUGAAGAAAUGAUAACUAAGGAAGAAUCAUUUGACGGAAUUCAAUCCCCAUAUGACUCUGAAAGUGAAGACAAGCAUACUCCAGAUACAUUUUUAGACGAAGCUCCGUACUUAAUUCUGUCACCAGAAGAACAGGAGGCAUUACAAGAACGCAGAAGGCAGGAGAGAUUGAAUAACCCAUUCUAUUUGAACGAUGAUAAUAACUCCACUAAGAAGACUUAUAGUCUAAUCAGUGGCGAAGAGGUAACUCCAGAGCCCGCGAAAACUAUGGCUACUUUGACUGCGGAUAGUGAACAUCAACUAAAGCCUAAGAAGAAGAAGAAGACUAAGGUCAGGGUCAUCUCCGACGCUGUGAUCGUUGAUGGAAUCAGUGAUCGUGCUGUAGAUGAUGAUAAUUCAGAAAGGCAAAGCAUAUCCUCUUCUAUUCGUAAUAGAAUAGCCUUACAAACAAAGAAUAAUUUAGACUCUUUUGAUUUCAGUAAGCGUGAGUAUGAAAAACGAGAUGAAUACUAUGAACCAGUUGACUUGCAAAAACUGAGAGAAAAGUUUUCCCAGCAACAGUUGGUCGAUGAAUACAAUGGAUCUACUGCCGAGGAAGUAGUGAUUAUCAAAAAGAAGAAGAAGCAUUCAAAAGACAAAGAAGCAUCAAGUGGCAAGAAGAAGAAGAAGAAGAAGCCAAAGUCACAGCAGAAAUCUAAAUCAGCCGGCGAAAGUACUGGAGAAGAAGUUUCUCCUCCUAUUGUAGGUUUUCAGUAG